Molecule: messenger RNA, 624 nt
Organism: Contarinia nasturtii (swede midge)
Lineage: Eukaryota; Metazoa; Arthropoda; Insecta; Diptera; Cecidomyiidae
Gene: RpS10b
Product: 40S ribosomal protein S10b
Exons: 4
Coding region: 80-553 (157 amino acids)
Cellular component (GO): cytosolic small ribosomal subunit
Molecular function (GO): structural constituent of ribosome; RNA binding
Source: RefSeq, a predicted model, not a curated record
AUUCAUACUUCAUCUUGAAUUUGACGGCAACUAAACUGUCUCUUUUUGUUCCGGUGGUCAAACAUUAAAGAACGCAAAAAUGUUUAUGCCAAAGUCGCAUCGUGUCCAAAUCUACGAACAUUUGUUCAAGGAAGGAGUUAUGGUUGCCAAGAAGGACUUCAACGCACCAAAACAUCCAGAAUUGGACGUUCCAAAUUUGCAUGUCAUCAAAACCAUGCAAUCAUUGCAAUCAAAAGGAUUAGUACGUUCACAAUUCGCAUGGAGACACUACUACUGGUAUUUGGAAAAUGAAGGUAUCGAAUACCUCCGCACAUACUUGCAUUUGCCAUCGGAAAUUGUCCCAUCAACAUUGAAACGUGCUGCCCGUACAGAACAAGCCGCUCGUGCUCGCCCAAGUGCCGUUCCACGCACUGGUGACAGCAAAACAGGAGCUGAUCGUUCAGCUUACCGUCGUGCACCAACUGAUGGUGUUGACAAGAAGGGUGACGUCGGCGCUGGAGCUGGCGAUGUUGAAUUCCGUGGUGGAUUCGGACGUGGUUCACGACCCCAAUAAACUUCAGAAUACCAUUUGGAUUAACACAAUGUUAAAAUAAAGAUCAAUUUCUAAUGAAAAAAGAUUGAAAA